Amborella trichopoda is the source of this 429-nucleotide messenger RNA. The record is from RefSeq and is a predicted model, not a curated record. Lineage: Eukaryota; Viridiplantae; Streptophyta; Magnoliopsida; Amborellales; Amborellaceae.
AUGUUAUAUGCUAAGCUGAAGAAAAGUGAGUUUUGGCUUUCCAGUGUUGCCUUCCUUGGACAUGUUAUUUCUAAGGACGGGGUCGCAGUUGAACCUUGUAAAAUUGAAGCUGUUCUGAAGUGGGAAAGGCUGACAAAUGUGUCCGAGGUCCGUAGUUUUCUGGGAUUGGUAGGUUAUUACCUACGCUUUGUUGAAGGGUUCUCAAAGAUAGUGCUUUCCCUGACUUGCUUAACUCAGAAAGAGGUAAAGUUUGAAUGGUCAGAUGAUUGUGAGGCAAGCUUUCAAGAAUUAAAGAAGAGACUGACCACGGCCCCAAUAUUGACCUUACCCGAAGGGAACGAAGACCUUGUGGUCUAUAUUGACGCUUCCCAUAAAGAGCUUGGAUGUGUAUUGAUGCAAGGAGGGAAGGUUAUAGCCUAUGCCUCCUGA